Pyricularia oryzae 70-15 is the source of this 17850-nucleotide messenger RNA. RefSeq names its product tyrocidine synthetase 1. Gene Ontology annotation, molecular function: catalytic activity; phosphopantetheine binding. The transcript is spliced from 4 exons. Bases 1 to 17850 code for a protein of 5949 amino acids. Gene Ontology annotation, biological process: amino acid activation for nonribosomal peptide biosynthetic process; secondary metabolite biosynthetic process. Gene Ontology annotation, cellular component: cytoplasm. NCBI's taxonomy places the organism in Eukaryota, Fungi, Ascomycota, Sordariomycetes, Magnaporthales, Pyriculariaceae. The record is from RefSeq and is a predicted model, not a curated record.
AUGUGGGCUUUGUUCGAAGAGGUGGUUCAGUCGCUGCCAAAUGCGCCCGCCGUACAGUUCGAGACGUCCGCGCCCUGGAGCUAUGAAGAGCUGCAUAAAUCAGCCUCAAAGUUUGCUGAGCAGCUUCAGCGCGUGGUAAAAUCUGGCCAACAUGUUGCUGUCAUGCUCGAACGCUCGCCAGCGCAAGUUGCUUCUAUUUUAGCAAUCGCCAAGAUCGGCGCGGUCUACGUGCCUGUUGACCACAACCUCCCGCGAACAAGGGUCCAUAGCAUUGUUGCGAGCGUCGAGGAUUGCGUCAUUCUUUGCGACACAAACGGAAACGCCAUCUUAGAGGAGAAGAUGCCUCGUCUUCUCGUCACUGGGGAGGGAAGGAAUCUCGCUAUUCAGCCUUAUCAUCUGGCCUCCAAUGCGCAAGCAACUUGUGUGGACCCUUCCGAGGACGACGUCGCCGCCGUUCUAUUCACUUCGGGUAGCACAGGCAAUGCAAAAGGAGUCCAGCUCACACACCGCAACCUGAUUCUCCCAGCACGCUUUUUGGCCGAGCGGGAGAAGAUUGGCCCGUCGAGCCGUGUCUUUCAAUUCGCACGGUCAUCUUUCGACGUGCACCUUAUUGAUAUUAUGUGUGCGCUUCUGCACGGUGGUCUACUCUUGCAAGUUUCCCAAGACAAGCUUAUGACCGACACCGCUGGUUGGAUGCGCCGCUUAGAGGUCAACACAGCCCACCUCACACCCAGCACAAUCUCCAUGUUGGACCCAGAGCAGUUGCCUGCUCUCCAGUACCUGGUCACCUGUGGCGAACCCGUCACUCGCGGUAUUAUAGACCGUUUUGCCAGCCGCGUGGUUUUGACGAACCUUUAUGGGCCCUGUGAGGCGUCAUCCGUGGUUGCAAAAACACUGCGCCCGGGAGAUGACGUGAGUGUCAUCGGGAGGCCGUCUCCCCACGCGUCAGUGAUGGUGAUCACGCCCGGCGGAUACGCUGCCGCAGAGGGGACGACUGGAGAGAUUGUGGUCAAAGGUGGCAGCGUCUUCAAGGGCUAUUCCAACCGGGACGUACACCCCUGUUUUCUCGACGCCGUGUUGUUCCCUGGGAUGCAGAGAGUUUCUGGCCCUUGGUAUUGUACGGGGGACUAUGGAUACGUGGAACCAUCAUCGGGUAAUGUGCACCUCGUUGGGCGUAUGGAUGAUCAGGUCAAGGUCAACGGUCAGCGUGUGGAGCUCGGUGACAUCGAAGCCGUCGUGUCACAGUACGUAGGCCGUUGCACUGUCCUGGCCCAUUCUGUGGGUGGUCGAAGGCGCCUGUUCGCGGUCGUUUCCCGCAAGCGGGACUUGAGUCCUCCGGAGGAAGACGUUAGGCGGGAUUUUGACGGUGCGGCACUUGAGAAAGUCGUCUUUAACGCCUGCAGCAAGUGUUUGCCGCCUUACAUGAUCCCGAGGACAAUUGCUGUGCAGGCGAUACCGCAAUCCCCCAGCGGCAAGAUUGACGCCAAAAAGAUCCGGUCUUUUAUAGAGUCGCUGCAUCAGGGAGACGCACACUUUUUCAGGUCUGCCCACGACAGCAGUCUUCCCCUCCAUCAGCGUAUCACGGCGCUGGUGAGCGAAAGGCUCCAGCAGCAUGUCCCGCGCGGCGAUAGCCUUUUAGAAUGGGGCUUCACCUCUGUCGACGCCACCGCUCUCAUCAAAUCGGCCUUGGAUAUAUCCGGCCGCGAGAUUCGAUUUCGAGACUUUAUGGCUGACCCUUCGAUAGACGGUAUUUGCCGACUCAUCGAGUCGGCUGAAACAAGAGAAAAGGGAGUAUCCAGAGCAGCACAGGUACACACUGCCAUGGAGAAUUUUGUGUGUGAAUCAUGGUAUCGACCUACGCUUGCCCAGGAGAGCCUCUUUCGCGCAUCUCAGAUGUGCGGUCACCACGCAUAUAUUUGCUCCUUUGCAUUCGAGAUUCUCUCUCCGAUCGAUGUGGGCCGUUUGAUACGUUCGGUCGAGAGCGUAUACGGGCGACAUGAUGCCUUUAAUACUUCAUUUUCAGACGAACACGUACCUACAGGGGCGGAGGACCCUUGUAUCAUGGCCCGUGUCCGAAAUCGAGACUUCUGGGCCCGGAGUCGCUCUAGAACCGUAUCAUACCGAGAGGUUGAGCAUCUCAUGACCGCAACCCAGAAAAAAAGCGUUGCCGACCUGCUUCUGGCCGCGUUCCAGGCCGAUCAUCCGCAGGAAAAGUCAUUGGAUUUGGCAGUCGAUCCCCCAGCUUGGAUGACCCUUUACGCUGCCGACGAAAAAGGCAGCAGCUGGUUGGCUGUGUUUAAAUUCCAUCAUCUCGUUAUUGACCUACACUCCUUCCAGCGGUUCUGGUCGGAUGUCAUUACAGCAUACCGCCAGGGCCCUGAGGACUUCGCUCGCGCUACGCCAACACCGCCUCUUUCGUUUCGUCAUUUCGCCGAAAUGUAUCGGGCGCAGGUUCUUGCGCGUCGAGAUCGAGAUAUGGAGUGGUGGACCGAGAGGGCGCGUAAUUUUGCCCCUGAACCUAUCCUACAGCAUGCUGACCAUGGCGAUGAUGACAAGAGUUCCGGGGAAGACUACGCAGCAUCCAUGCUUUGGCAACCAAUGUCAACCCAGAUCGUUGCUCAGUUCCUCAGCAAUCGUCCGGCUGGCACAACAGCUUUCGGGCGAUGGCUGGGGCUGUGUCAGAUAUUCAUGUAUCGGCUCACCGGCGCAGCGCGUUUCCUGAUGGGUGUGCCCGGCUCAGUCCGCACCGAGCAGCCAAGGUUUUCUGACGUUGUUGGCUACGGCAUCACCCUCGGCGUUUUGCCCGUAUCCAUCCCUGCCGAGGACCAUGUACGGGUCGCCGAUUUUUUAAACGCAGCAGCACGCGAUUAUUGGGACUGCCAUGAGCACGACCAAGCGAUCGAGGAUGUUGUUCGUUGCUUUCCUGCAAGGCCAUCAGCGUAUUCGCGCGUGUCACCGGAGCCGGCAAAGAUCAACUUCCAGUUCGCGUACGAGGACGGCGCCAGGCUUCAAGGCCGGCAAGAAAUCGAGCAUGGAUGCUCGGGCAGUGAUGGACCGGCCAUCGUGUACAAACCGCUGGAUGUUCCGCCUCCCAAUAGCCACUACGCCCUUGUGAUCCACGUCGAUGACUCGGCUGUGUCACCACGUGUGGGUUUUCACUACCAGACAAGAUCCUUCGACGAAAGGGGUCUCCACUCCAUUGUCGCGCUUUUUGAAGACACUCUGGCGGCCGUCACAAAGGGCGGCAACGAUCUGCGCAUCCGAGACCUACGGCCAGACCGACCACUUUACCCUGUUACCUACGCCGCGAAUCCUACAAGUGUACAUCAAGUAGACGCGUCUCCCAGUUUGAGCCUGGGUACAUCUCCAUCACAGCCGUCACAGCCGUCACAGCCGUCACAGCCGUCACAGCCGUCGCUGAUGCAGAUUCUGAAGGAAUGCUGGGCGGAUAUUCUUGGCGGCAGUCCCAACAGCCUGCAAGAUGACCGCUCUUUUUUCAGGUCGGGCGGUGAUAGCAUUUCUGUCAUUAGGUUUUGUUCAAAGGCCAGGGCCAAGGGCGUUGUCGGAUGUACGGUUGGUAAAGUCUACGCCUCGCCGACUCUGGCGCAGAUGGCCAAGGCGUUUCGACUAAAGGAGGCCCUAACCACAGCCCUGCCGAUGCCUCAAUUAUGCCUUGGGCCGCAGGAGAGCUUGCAGGAGGGGCCUGUACAAGGAAGAAGCCUUGUUGGCUCUCAGUUACCCACAGCAAUAAGUGCUGCUGCCAAAGUAUUUCCGCUACUCAACAUGUCCUCGGUAGGCGGUGCACUUGAGGCGGCCGGUAUUGCCCACAGUGAUGUAGAGGCUGUGUACCCCGCAACGCCCAUGCAAUCUGCCAUGAUCUGGCACAUGAGGUCGACCCCGGGCACAUAUGUAGUCCAGCACAUCCUCCGGAUUGAAGGUUCAGUCAACUGUGGGCGCCUCGAAAAAGCCUGGGAGAGGGUGGUCGCCGCCCAUCCUGCUUUGCGCACCGUGUUUGUCGAGUCCCCCAAGGCAACCGGUGACACGCCUUACUUCGGAAUCGAACUCAAACAAGGCAAAGACAGUGUAGUAUGCACAACACUACAACACCCGCUUGUCGCGGCGGAGAUGGAGGAUUUUCUCCUGAAAGAUCGUCAAUCUGGAUUCCCCGUGGCGUCCAAAACAGCUUGUCGACUUGUGCUGGUCAGACAAAGUGGCGCGGUGGACGGGAACUACACGAUGAUCUUGACGAUGAACCAUGCCUCGAUCGACGGCUGGAGCGUUGGUAAAAUUCUUGCGGACCUACAGGAUGCAUAUGAGGGCAUAAAGAUUCGGGACGGCUCUUCUUUUUCACCAAACGUUGCGCACAUGUUUGGCGCCGACCAAACUCAGGCCCGAGUAUUCUGGCAGUCAUACCUGAGUAACGCGUUAGUACCAAAGCCGGGCUCUGGCUUCUCAGACGAAUACGGUUCCGAAUCGCAGCCGGUUAUUCAGGUGGCUCGGAUCACACCCGAAAAUUCCAUCGGUGCUAAUUCUCUUCGUCUCGCUGCAUCAGCGUUAAAUACCACACCCUUCACGCUCGUCCAAUGUGCGUUCUCCAUGGCUAUAAGCUGCAGAGCCCCUACCCCAGCCACAUGUUCAACAAAGACGAAGGUGAUGUUUUGGACGACGAUAAGUGGGCGCGGGUAUCGAGAAGGCGACGCAGAAGCAGUUGGCAAUUUCAUCAAUACGAUCCCCUGCGUUGUUCACCAACCAGGCCACGAUGCCGAGUUGCGGCUCGCUGACUGGCUGCGGCAGGAGCAAGAUGCCUUCGGAGGCGCUGUCACGCACAGUCACUUUCCAGUUUCGGAAACUAUGAGCUUCCUGGACCCAGGCGAUGCAACCGUGAAUGCUCUUCUCGUGUUUUCGAACCAAAGUGGACUUGACUCGGCCUCAGCCAGAAGAAGCCUGCGCAUAAGCCAUGCCGGGGGUCAUGAUUAUUCCAACGUGGCUUACACUGUCGUUGUCACGCCAACCAAGGACAAAGUUGAAUUCCUCGCCAAAUAUGACGCGAGACUAGUCAGCGAAGGCGAGGCCAUGAAGAUACUUGCGCGUACGGCGGCACUUGUCAACUCCAUGGUAUCCAUGGCGGAGUCCAGUCACAACGGUGCGCUCCCGUCGGUGUGUCGUCUCGCCCAUCCGGAACUGGAUCACCCGGCCAAACACCACGUGCAAAGCCAGGUGCGGUCGUUCAAGGAUUUUAUGGCUCAAGCGUCGUGUUCAAAAGAUACGCUUGUUUCGCUUUUCAAAAAUGCAGUCAAAUCACACCCGUCUGCUGCGGCCAUUGAGAGUGCCUCCUUCUCCAUGACUUAUGCGGAACUGGACCGUGCUUCCGACCGCGUUGCGGUGCACAUGCUGACAGAGAUGGACCUCAGGCGAGGUCUUGUGGCCCUGUUCUUCCCUCGCUCCGUGUUCAUGAUCAUUGCCAUGUUGGGAACCCUUAAAGCCGGUCUUGCAUACUGCCCGAUUGAGUGGGAAGCCCCGCCGGCCCGCGUGGCCCGUCUGCUGCGGCAGCUCAACGUCUCGACCAUUGUCAGCAACAACCACGGCUUCGAAAUGCUCUCGUCGCUGGACGCCGUGAUUGAGGCUAUCAACGUUGACCGUAUCAUGGCUCUGGGCAUUCAUCCUCCAACGGCACGUCCAAAAACCGCUCUCCCGCCUAUUAUAUCGCCUGAUUCAACUUGUUAUGUCAUGCUGACCUCGGGCUCGACGGGAACACCCAAGCCCGCCAUCCUAACGCAUCGUGCCGUCACCAGCGCUGUGCAGCAGGCCGUCAAGGCCUAUGCACUGGGGCCUUCAUCACGCGUCUUGUUGUGUGCAAACUAUAUAUUUGACGCCUCGGCGACUGAUAUUUAUGGGUCUCUUAUAACCGGAGCGACGCUGGUGCUACGGUCAGAUAAUGAGCUCCGAACCGACUUGGCAGCCACGGUGUUGGCCUACCGCAUUAACUGGCUGCACGUCACGCCCACGGUGUUCAAGUUUAUGAGCCCGUCCGCGGCAUAUGGGCUUCGGACCGUCGUUCUCGGCGGCGAGAUGUUGCAUCGCAGCCUAGUCAGGUCGUUGACGGCGCACGUUCCUCUUGUCAUUGGCGCCUACGGCCCCACCGAGACAGCUAUCCAGGUUCUCGUAUCCCCCGUUGCAGGCGCUCGAGGAGGAGAUGAUGACGAUGUGGUGGUAUACGAUGCACUCCCGGGGAAUUUGGUUGUGCUGGCUGACCAGCGAGGCGAGCUUUGUUACAUCAACGAGCCGGGAGAGAUUCUUGUCGCCGGCGUUCAGGUCUUUGCCGGUUACGAAGGAGAGGUUGCCAGCGCAUCCCAGGAGUACUUCAUCGAGCUGCGAGACUUUCCAGGCCUCAAGUUCUAUCGUACGGGGGACUUGGCUCGCUGGUUGCCCGACAUGCGCAUCCAGAUCCUAGGAAGGCGGGAUGCCCAGCUCAAGGUGGCUGGGAUGCGCAUCCACCCUGCCGAGAUUGAAACCGUGCUCGAGUCGCACCCGGAUGUGUUGAGGGCUUCUGUCGCUUCCUGCAGUGGGAGACUGUGUGCCAUGGUGCAAGCCAAAGACUGUGCAUCACCAAGCCUCGAGGGACGGGAUCUCGCCGCCUUUUGCAGGACAAUUCUCCCUGGGCGUUUAGUGCCUUCGUUCAUUUCAUCUGUGGAUAGGUUGCCGGUUCUGCCCAGCCAAAAGAUAGACCGGGCCAAAGUGUUGGCCAUGAUUGAGCAGCAUUUGGCUCAAGAUGGCGCGUCGGCGGACUCCAGACACCUCUCCAGGGCAGAAGCUGCCCUGUGGAGUCUUGUUCUCCAAGUAACAAGCGCGUCUUCCGGCGCUUCGGUCCCCGACCCAAACACGGCCCUCAGCGAUCACGGAGUUGAUUCUCUGGGCUUCAUACAGCUGCGUGGGAUACUUGCCCGGGAUUUCGGAGUAGUGGCAAGCUACUCGGAGCUCAGGAAAAAGGGAACCAUCCGUGCCAUAGCUGCCCUUAUCCCGAGUGACAGGAUCCCUCAAGAAAAGUCAACAAGGACGCGGCAAACACCAGCUGACAUGCAGGUUCUGGCCCACAACGAAGACCGUCAAAAGGCCAAGAGAGUGGGCAGUUUCCCAGCCCUCCCAAGCCAGCGCACAGCGUGGGUUGCCCAGCAGAGCUUGCGUGACAGCCGCUACAAUGUGCAACGGGUCGCCGAGAUCCGAAACUUCCAUGGCUCACGCGUACUGGACGGACUUAUGAAGGUCGUGUCGGCCGUGGACCUGUUCCGCACUGUUUUCAAGUUUGAUGCAAAGCAUUGCUGCCUGCAGCAGGUGCUGCUGCCACAGCCCAACGUUAGCGUCGAAUAUACAGUGAUUCGCGAGGGUGAGGACCCCAUGAGCAUAAUCAGGGAAACCAUAAGCAGCGACACCUUCGUCUUCGACCUGGAAAAGGGCCCCAUGGCCAAGUGGAAGGUCUUCGAGGCGCCGGAGAACGGUACUCCAAGAGUGUUUCUGUACAGCAACAUUCAUCACAUCCUCGUGGAUGCGCACACAACACAUCAGCUCGGCCAACUUUUGGGCCAAGCCAUGCAAGACCAACCAUUGCGCCUGCCUACCACUCACGCUGUGGAUCUCGCGCUCGAGCUCCAGAAGAGGGAGGUUCAGCAAGCAAAGGACAUGGAUCGGUGGAAGUUCACGUUGCGCGGCGCGCGCAAAUUCGAAAGUGUAUUUUGUUCAACGACGCCAAAGUCCUGUCAUAACAAGUCUUUCGGAUCCGUGCUACGUACCGUAUCAUUACCGACCAUGGGUCAAAAAGGGUUAAUGGAACCCUUUUUAGCCACCUUUCUCCUCCUCAUACAUCACUAUACAGGGUCAGACGAUGUCACCAUUACUACCCCGGUGUCCUCGCGUGGAUCGGUGCCGGAAUUCAGCACCGUCCUCGGUAACCUUACCAACGCCGUGUUUUUACGCAGCCAGAUAUUUGCGACGGAUACGGUGGAGUCUUUUGCCAGACGCGUUUGUGCGGCCAUUGAAUUUGCCAUUGAGGCAAAUCAACCCCUGGAAGCUGUAGCGUCAGCCUGCGGACUAGUAUUGAGGGACCAUUCGGUGCAAUUUGUGUUGCAUGACGAGCGUCGCACUCGCUGCGAUGGAUACGUGACCGACAUCUCAGUCGAGACGCUGCAGUCAUUCACGCAAUCGUCAAAGCCCAAGGUUAAUCUAGCCUGGCACGUCUUCGUCCGUGACGAAACUUCCUUCGAGCUGCUCAUCGAGUACGAAACUACGCAACAUAAUCAAGCCUGGAUACAGUCAGCCGCUGAUGUGUACAAAACCCUGGUGGAGCGACUGGCAAGCGCUGAAUUUGCACAGCAUCACCCGAGCUCUGUGCUCGCAGAACUAAAGGAGUUGGUCGCCCUUGAACCCGAAUCGUCCAGACACAGCACUCACUCGGAUCAAGAGCCGCUGAGCGCUAGUUCUAGCUGGUCCAGCAACGACGGCCAAAUCCAGACCCCAAGCCAAUCUUGCAUGUCUUGGCAAUCAGUUAAUCAUGAGCAUGACGACGACGACGAUAUAAGAAAUAAGUGUUCUGACGAGACUCAGGUCCCACCAACCAGCCAAGCUGUAAAGAACGGGCAUGAUUUCGAGGUGUUGCUUACCAAAACCUUGCAGGAAACACUCGGCGCCCCGACCAUUGACCCCGAGAAACCGUUCCAUGAACUCGGCCUGGACUCUUUUGGCGCCAUGGCGUUUAUUUCAAACAUAUAUGAGGUAGCACCAGAACUCGAGGUCAAUAUUGGGGAUAUAAUGGAACAUCAAACCAUACAAAACCUAGCCCGAUGGCUCGCAGGUUCAAUGGACGAAUCGGCCACCGAGGCCGGUGAAGAUCAAAAGAACUCGCAACGAGUGCCUCAUCAAGACGCUUGCCCCGACGACCAGCAGAGACAGAUCGCUCCCGCAAGCCACAUUCAGCGCCUAUUUUACCUCCUGCAAGAGCAGCUGGGCGACACCACAUAUUCAGUGCCCGCGUUGUACCGCGUGCAUGAAAUCCCCAUAGUCGCCGUGCUCGCAGCAGCCCAAGCCAUUGCAAAUACGCACGACGUUUUCCGCACCACCUUUGACGUUGAGGACGACGAGAUUCUGCAGGUAGUGAACGCCAACCCCGAUCACAAAUAUUCACUGUACGAUUUCAGCAGUCGACCAGACCUUGCCGUGAGCAUCCAAGAGAUGCGUAGGAUAUGCCACCAAGACUGCGGUACCCUUUUCGACCUCACAACAGGGCCCCUCGUCCGCUUCCAUGGCUUUCUGUUGCCUGACCGGUCGCAGUUCUUUUUCGUCAACUUCCACCACAUCAUUGUCGACGAGCAGUCCCUCGGUUGCUUUAUCAAGCAUGUCGAGGCCGUUGCCACGGGGCGCCAGUCUGUUCACGAGGCAAUCCCCAAAGCUUCGUACCUGGACGUGACUAGGCGACAAAACAAACUGCUACAGGAUCCCGCCCAUUUAGCCAAAGCCACCGAUUUUUGGCGCCGCGCACUGAGCGACGACAAAAGCCAUGUCGCCUGGGGGGGUGUCGAUACUAAAGAUCCGUCUCUGUCCAUCUUCCAGCCCGCCAAGUUUGUCAAGCGUGCCAUGACUCUAGGCGGCGACUCGGCCGGCUGGGCGUACCCGCUUGGCGCCACGAGCUUCGGGGCUCACUUGUUUGCUCUGCAGCUGCUUUUGGCACUGCGAAAGGGCAAUAGCACAAAUACCAUGCUUAUCCCGGCAACCUGCCGCAACCCACGGUUCGGCGAGCAGGAUAUGUAUGGUUCCUUUGUGAACACGCUGCCCGUACCACUGGAGCUCCAUCAUGACCAAGACCUACGCGAAAACUUGGCACGCUUCAACCGCACCCUGGGUGGCGUUCUCAGCUAUGCCCAUAUUCCUAGUCAGAUGAUUAUGGACAUGUCUGGUCGCAAAUUUGGGCAAUUCGACAUGAUGUUCGUAUAUCACGAGUCAUGUGCUCCGUCCGAAAGCAGUAGACGGACGGAGCCAAAACGGCGCCCUAAGCUUGAGAGGGCUAUGGAGAUGUUGCCUGCGUCGCCGCCCACGACGGCCAAGUUUCCUGUGACACUUAACCUAAACAAGGUGUUCAACUCGGAGGAAUGCACGACAUUGCUGCAGAUAUAUGUCGAAUACAACCCAGGUCUGGUAGAUGAGGCAAGCGCUGCUUUGUUCUGUCGGCAGUUCGAGCGCCUGCUUGGGCUUCUGAACGGUAGGGACACGGCGGCCCUCUCAAUCGGCAGUCUGUCAGCGGUGCUUGACGAUGCGUCCUCGCCAGCGGUGCCCCCUCAUUUCCACGGUCGGGUGGAUACAGCGCUUGCAAGGGAGAAUUUCAUCGAUGUGCAGAUUCUCGAGCAGGCAGAGCGCACACCGGAAGCUCUGGCGGCGGUUUUCGAGAAUGAUGUGGCCAGGGCGACAUACCGGGAACUCGCAGACAUGGUGUACAACGCACGCCACAUUAUAUCCUCUGCCAAGGGAGGAGGCAUUGCACAUUGCACGUCCCUGCGUGGCAAACGGAUUGCAGUCGUGGGCGACGUUUCAAUCGAACGGCUAGCCGUCCUGAUUGCCGUUAUGAGUCUGGGAGCAGCUUACAUCCCUAUCGACCUAGCAAACCCUCUCGACUGGAACAAGACAAUUGUAAAAGAUUGCGAUCCAUGCUGCAUGGUAUUCAUGCCGGAAGAAGCAGGGUCCCAGCGGGAAGAUUCCAGCGCCAACCUCUGGUCUUACAUGGGAGAGUCUGUCCCCACAUGUACCCGCGUCCGCAUCCCAGCUGGGCUCCACGCUUAUGGGCCUUUCAAGAAUAGAAACAUGUUGUUCCCGGUCCAGGAUCGUUCCGACAACGACAUAGCAUACGUUCUUUACACCUCAGGCUCGACAGGCGUCCCCAAAGGCGUGCCAAUCAAGCAUGGCGGACUCAAGAAUUCGGUCGCUGAACACCGGCGCUGUUGCAUGUUUUCAACAGCAACCCGGCUUCUCGGAGUCGCCCCUUGGACCUUUGACGUCUCGGUGGUAGACAUGUUCGGCCCGUUGAGCAUCGGGGCGCAGCUUGUUUUGGGUCGUCGCGAUUAUAUUCUUUCGGACCUCACCGGCGUGGUACAGUACCAUUCCGUUUCCCAUAUCAGCACGACGCCGACCGUUGCAUCUCUGCUCGACCCGGACGAGGUGCCCACUAUCAAAUCACUCGCAUUAGGAGGCGAACCCAUGACAAAAGCAACUCGUGACGCGUGGGCGCCUCGAAUUAUGCUGUUGAACGUCUACGGCCCGACCGAGGCGACGGUUGACGUUAUCACGCGACGCUGCUACCCCGAUACACCCAUUUCCAAUAUCGGUCGCCCUCUGGCCAAUGUACAAGCGUACAUCCUGGACGAUUCGGCGGAGUUGCAGCAGGUACCUGCGGGCGAGGUUGGACAACUCGCCCUGGGCGGCGUACAAGUGUCACCAGGCUAUCUGCGGGAUCCACCGGGCCGCCCGUGCCCUUUUAUCCAGCACAUAAAAUAUGGCCCGUUGUACCUAACGGGCGAUCUUGCCAGCUUCGAACCAGACGGUACCAUUGUAUGCAAGGGGCGUAUGGACAAUAUGAUAAACCUGCGAGGGUUGCGCGUCGAGCUUGGAGCAGUGGAAUCAGUCGCCGAGGAAGUGCUAGUCGGUCGGACAGGGGCUGGAAAAUGUGUCACAUCCAAGCUGCUCAAAAACGGCAGCGCCCAGGAGGUCCGGGUUGCCCUCUUCUGUGCUGCUGAGGAUACCACAACUGCUGAUGCCGAUACAAGAAUUAAGAUCGGCACGGUUACGGCACGUCAAACUGUUACGGCCAAGCAGCAGGAGUUGAUUUCCGAAAUGAAAGCAGCUGUUCUCAAAAAGCUUCCCAAGUACUUCCUGCCCGACUAUUGGGUGCCGGUCGACGGUUUCCCCCGGAACAAAAACCAAAAGCUAGACAGGAAACAAGUUCAGGCGUUCGUAAACGGCCUGAGCGAUGUCCAAUUGGAGGCAUGGCAUUUGGAUAAUUAUGCCAGCGCGGGCCAUCUGAUGGAGCAGCAGGGAGGGGAAGCCACAAUGGCAAAACCUCCUAGCCCCCAACCGUUGUCAGGGCGUACAAUCGCAUCAACAUCAACAUCACCACGAUCAGCGUCCACCGAUCUUGUGAUCGCCGCCUUUGAGAAGAUACUUGGCGCCGGGAAAGCGAUCGAUGCGGAAACUAACUUUUUUGCGGUCGGAGGCGAUUCCAUUUCGGUAAUCCGCUUGUGCACAGCUUUGCGUGCAGCCGUCGUGGCGGCUGGCCUGGGCAAGAUUACCCUGAGGGUACGCGAUAUCUAUGCCGUGCCAACCCCGGAGGAGCUGGCCGGCAUUAUCGAUAAACAAACGGGCAAAAAUGUUGAUUCGGGCGGUCGUCAAUUGAAAAAGCCGACACCGCCAGACACGUUUCCAAUCACGCCCAUCAUGGAUUAUUUCUUACGCACUGGCCGAGCAAAUAUAAACUGGUUUAACCAGGGGCACGCCUUCCAGCUGGCGCCAGGCUUGACUUUUGAUGACUUUCUCGCGGCGUGGCGGAGGGUGGUCAAGAUGCACCCCAUGUUGAGAAUGAGGCUUGUAACACCACCAGGCCAAGAUCCAAAAGCCCUUGCUAGGCUCUCCAUCGCCGAAGCAGAAGACGCCAACGUCAAGAUUUCCAGGCGGGUAUUGGGCAGCUUGGCCGACCUUGAGAGUGAAACGCAUAUAAUGCAGGGCAGCUUGGACAUUGAGCACGGCCCUAUUUCCGGCAUAGUUGGCGAGUUUAGGGAUGGCAGCCGUGUGUACUGUUCAGCCGUCGUCCAUCAUAUGGCCAUAGAUGUUGUGUCUUGGCACAUUGUAUGCGAGGAUAUGGAAAACUUGCUGCGCAGACGCGAACCUGAGCCCGAAGUAUCUUCCUUCAAGGACUGGGCCGAGGAGCUCUUCUCGCGCCGGCCCAGCCACCUGAUAGAAAGUUGCGAUAUACGCAGCAGGACCGGUUUUAACCUUUUUGUGGAGGACACAUCGUGUCUGGAAAAGAACACGCACGCGACCGGGUUCUUCCUCAACGUCAAAGCGCCUUUGCACGUCGUUCAAGCUGCAGAAAAGUAUGGCGUUGACACGGUGGACCUGAUUCUAGCUACCCUGGUGUGCGCAUUUGGACGCUGGCGCGACAUGGACGGCGUCCAGCUUGUGUUCGAGUCCCACGGCCGCGAACUCAGCCAUGAAAAGCUGGAUCUCGCUUCGACGGUGGGGUGGUUUACUUACAUAAUACCCAUCUUGUUCCAGUUACCAGAUCCGUCCUCGGUAUCCAUCCCCAAGUAUUUUGCACAUGUGCACGAGACGCGCGUCGGGUCCAUGGCCCGAGCCGAUUUUGCCGCGCCUAUCCUCCCUGUCGGAGGCUGCAGCUCUCAAGAGCCUGAAUGCCUGGCAGUGCUUAAUUAUCUUGGUCACAACACGAGUGGAAGUGCCGAUAGGGCACUCCGACGCGCCAACGAGGUAAACAUGGGUAGCUGGGAAGAUCCGCUCAACAAACGUCCGUUCGUUUUCGAGUUUGAGAGCAGCAUUGACGAUGAUUGUGUCAACCUCGGCGUCUUCUUCAGCCGGGCUAUCCAUACCGAGGCGGACAUGCACAAACUGUUAAGCCUCUGGGACUCGACACUGCGUGAGUUCGCAACGGGCAGCUGGAUAGUGGAUGGCCUGUUGGACAAGGCAGCACAACCUCGGUGGAUUCCUCAGGAACUAACGCCGCACCGGGAUGCUCUCGAGGCGGCGCUGAGGAAGCACAAAAUCCAACCCAGCCAAGUUGAGCGCCUUGUGCCAGCCACGGAUAUACAGGCAGCCAUGGUCCUCGCGAGCCUGGGAUCCCGCUCCUACAUGCACAGUUACGACUACGAUGUGGAGGUGCCGGAUUCGAAGAAAUUAUGCGCUGCCUGGGCCGCCAUUUUCAGGCGUCACUCCAUCUUCCGCACCGUUUUCUUGCCGGUAGCACGAAGUGUUUCCGCUGCCCCCAACACAAACCUGCUGCAGGUGGUGCUCAAAGCGGACUCUGUAGCCGAUGACCAAAUCGUUGCCAUGGGUCCUCCGCCUCCCAAGAUGCGGGCAGCAUACGGACAAAUCCUCAGCAAGAUUUUCCUCUACCAGGAUCUUGAAGCCUUCUACCGGGGAUCCCUACCCAUCACCUGUCCCGCCCCUCAGUUUGCCGACGUUGCCCAGCACCAGAGUUCAAUGGCCGGGCAGGUAAGCCAGGAGGAGCACCUCGAAUUUUGGACAAGGUAUCUGAAAGAUGUUGAAGACGGUGGUAUACUCGUGGACCAUUCCAUUGACCCAGUCAUGCAGAAGCAGCUGGCGGAAGACCGACACCAAAAAGUCCGGCUCGACUUGGACCUGCAGCGCCUCGUCACUGUUGCAGCUCAACGCAGAACCAGCGUGCUCAACAUAGUUCGCGCAUCAUGGGCGCUGGUUCUGGCCGCGUACGGAAGCAGUCAGGAUGUGGUGUUUGGCACGGUCUCGGCAGGAAGAGGCAUCGACGUGCCGGGGGUAGACGUCGCCGGUGUGGUCGGGCCUCUACUUGGCACCUCCCUUCUGAGGGUCAAGGUGGAUUGGACGGCAACAGUUGAUGAAUUUGUCGAUGCUGUGACGGAUACAUGCAUGGAUGUAGCCGAGCAUGAGCUAGGCUUGUCGCUUCGGAAGAUUUUGGCGGCGGGAACGGCAGGUCGGAAGGGUUCAGGAGGAGCCCUGUUCAAUACGUCCAUUAUGAUGCCUGUUGUGGGGAAACCCCGUCUGGCAAACCAAGGCGAGGAGAAGCCCCGCGAGCAGGAAUCGUUCAAGAUGACGGCCCGAGAUAGAGACGAGGUGACUGACAUGCCCCUUAUCGUGACGGUCGAGCCUGGCGUCAGCGUCCCCAAAACAACCGUCAUCUCAGGUCGCAUGCACGGCCGUGAUUUUGACGACAAAUACAUCGGGCGCCUAUUGCGCAGCCUUGGCUGUGUGUUGAGCUCAUUUGCGACCGCUCUUGAGUACAACAGUACUGUAGCUCAAAAGAUACCGGAACGGACUGCAAUUCGACUGUGCGACAUUGACCUACUCGACAAAGAGCACGCGACCCAGAUCGAACAAUAUGCCACGGGGCCAGAAUAUCCCCCGGAUGCCGAGUUGACCUGCUGGGAUAUUCUCGACAUGCGAGCGCGCAAGUCUCCUCGCAGCGUCGCAAUCGAGUUUCACACUGCCAAGGCAAAAGGAAAGGCGCGCACCAUCACCUACAGCGCACUGCACGAGCUAGCCGAGAAGGGAGCAGCAGGACUGGCUCUGCAAACCUCGACCCUCGGCAAAACGCUGCAUGGAGAGCGAGUAGCUCUUUAUCUGGACAAGUCCAUCGAAACGGUAGCCACCAUCUUUGCUGCGCACCGUCUCUGCGCAACCUAUGUCCCGCUUGACAUCGAAAGCCCUCCAUCGAGGAUCCGCGACCUUGUCGGAUCAAUCCGCCCGGCCGCCGUGGUUUGUGAGCUCAAGGACAAGCAGCUGCUCUCGGGUCUGCUGGGUUCAGAAACGAUAGUGGUGACAAUCCAGGACAUAUUUGGGGGGACGGCCGGUGGUGCGGCGGGCAGCAAAGGUCGUUUGGAAUCGACUCGACCCAAGCUUGACGAGGUUGCUGCUAUUCUAUUUACCUCGGGAAGCACAGGUUUGCCCAAGGGCGUUCUAAUGCCGCAUCGCCAAGCCGCAGGCUUCGGAGUCAUGAUGGCCUCGGCGCUACAGUACCGCACUUCUGAUCGCGUCUUCGCCUUUGCUCGAAUGCUCUUCGAUGUGGCGCUCACCGACAUCUUUGGGACAUUCUACGCCGGAGCCACGCUGCUGUUGGCUCCGCAUGCUGAGUGUGUGAGCCGUCUCCUGCCGCUCCUUCAAAGCACGCGUGCCACGUGCGUUUUCUGUACGCCCAGCGUCGCUGGGCUGUUGCCGGGACCGGACCGCACUCCGCUCCUCCGCUGCAUGUGGAUAGCUGGCGAAAGAGCGACAGAGGCCGUGAUCAAAAAGUGGACCUGCCCUCGUCGUGACGGAACUAAGCAAGCCGUGCGUCUCGUUAACGGCUACGGUCCUACCGAGGGCGUAGUCAUCACUUGGAAGCUGUGCAGACCGAAUACCGAUGGAUCGUGUGUCGGGCGUCCUGCGAUGGGCAUGAAGGUGCGCAUCCUGGACGAAUAUAUGCGACCUGUGCCCAUCGGCACCAAGGGGCUUAUCUGGUGCUCGGGGCGUCAACUAAGCCUCGGCUAUUUCGGGCGAAAAGAUGCCACUGAUGCCGUAUUUCGUCCAGAUCCGUGGAAUGCCGGGAACGAGCUUAUUUACAACACUGGUGAUAUCGGCGCUUACAAUGCCGAGGGCGAAUUGCUCUACUUUUCGCGGAAUGAUCGCCAGGUCAAAAUCCAUGGGCAACGGACCGAGCUUGGCGAGAUCGAGAGCCUGCUCGGGUCAAAUGAUGAGCAAGUAGUUGUUAUUCUCUUCAACAACGGCCAAGGGAACAACAACUCGCCGAGAUUAAUAGGCUUUCACGCCGCCAACAGUCCAGCUCGAGACCACACCGUGGAUGGGGCCUGUGAAGUCAAAGAAGACACCAGCCCUAUAGGGCAAGCUCGCACCCAAAUGCUCCAAGCACGAGCCCGCGAUAAACUUGCGCCGUUCAUAGUGCCCAACAUGCUCAUCGCCAUCACAGCUAUGCCGCUAAAUUCCAACGGCAAGGUUAACCAAUCAAAGCUCAAGUCUUUCUAUGCAGCACGCCAAGGGGCCAGUCCCUUGUCGGUCAAUCUUCCUAGUCCUUCUACCAUCGAGGCGCACAAACCUGGUUCGAAGGAUUUGGAAUAUCCCACCCCGCCGAAUGAUGCUCUAGCGGACUGCCUCGUGCACUUUCGGUCACGUAAAAGCUCUGGGCCAACCCAGCAAAGAACCAUCUAUGGACUCUUCGCCGUCACAGGCCUAUCAAGGCAAUAUCGCGCCAUCGCUGAGAGACUAACUCCGGACUUCAACCUUGUUGGCGUCGACAACAUAUUCCGUGACCAGCCAAAGCACUACCCCUCCAUCGCCGGAGCAAUGGCUGCCGACCAUGCAGCCGCCAUUCUUCAUCACCUUUACCCCGUGGACGGUGGGCCGUGGUGGAAUAGUGUGACUGAGGCGCCCCAUGCUUCUCACUCGCACUGGGAAUCUGCGCCGGGUCUGGAGGACGGGAAGAACUCGAUUGCAUUCAUGUCCACAUUGUGGCGCUGGGCUAGCCCAGGAACCAACGGGGGACUAAGCUGUGGAUGGACAUGUACGGGGUGUUCGCCGGCUUUUCGAAGCUUUCUACUCGCACUAGGGACGUACACCGGGGCAGAUGAUGUCGUCGGCAUGUUAGGCGGAAGAGACGCUAUUUUAGCCGGAGAGGACGGAUGCGCGCGUCGGUCUACCAAGAGGCCUUUUUGUGGAUGCGGAAAUGCAAGGAUGAGGACCGGCCACGGCGAUUUCAAAGCCUACCAUGACCGUUUCAACCACCAGGAUGCAAACACCUCGUGUGCCUGGUGCUGGAAGCGGACCUCCCCUGAACACCCGGUGCACUGCCGCUUUUCGUGGGCGGUGUGGAGAAACUGGCCGUGGCCUGACAACGACCGGCCGGUCGGGCCGCCAGACCGCGCCCAACGCCGCAAAUUCUUCCAGACAAGCCUCGGGCAACCGACAAGCUUUCAGGCGUUUUCGAUAGCCACCAACUACUUCAGCGCCCGCCCCAGAGCGGCCCGCCAGCGCCCCGCGCGCCACGAACGCACUUUACGCCUAGGGACACCGAUCGUAAACGACUCGAACUCUGACGAGGAAUAG